AUGUCCGUCGCCAAUCACCCAAUGUCUUACCACAACUAUCCCCCCCAACAUGUCCAAUGGCAACUCCAGGCUCCUUUGACACCUCCAAUGUCUUCCACCUUCGAGUCCCGGAGAACUUCACAUCCGCCUCACUCGCGCGUCGCCCUCCCACCGAUAGCACAGUUUGACAAGCAACUAUCUGCAAUGCAGCCACUCACACCGCCAGACGAGGUCGGCCCAUCGUCAUCAACAUUGCCGCCAAUAAACGACGCCGACCCCUUCUCUUCAAAGCACCAGCACCCGCCACCUGCACCAGAGUCUCAGCAACACACUCUCGUCAGCGGCGGCCCAGAGUCAAACCCAUACCCAUCGCCAAGCCACUCCCCGUCAUCCCCUGCCCGCACUUCCCCACCUUCGCCAAAACGACAGCCCCCGUCACACCUCCAACUCGUCGCGACGCCUUCAUUCAUCUCUUUUAUGCAAAAGCUGCUCGAAACAACACAGGUUUCGCAGUCGGUCAUCGUUCUGUCACUCCAUUACAUUCACCGGUUGAAGGAGAGGAAUCGGUUCACACCCGCACAGCGAGGGAGCGAGUUUCGCAUCGCCGUUGCUGGCCUGAUGAUGGCGAACAAGUUCUUGGACGACAAUACCUACACCAACAAAACCUGGUCCGAAGUGUCGGGAAUUGAGCUUGAAGAGAUCAAUCGUAUGGAGCGCGAGUUCCUCUUGGGCGUCGACUUCAAUCUCUACGUCGACAAGCCAACUUACGAGUCCUGGCUCAACCUUCUCAAGGGUCUGGUCAUCGCCAAGGAGCGUGAUUUGGUUGCGAGAAGCCGCGCUGAUUCACAUCGACGACGCGAUGCUCGCAAAGUAUCAACCAACGCUCGAAGCAGAGCUGCAGAGUACCACAGGCAAUCCUCGUACCACUUCUCCACGGCACCUCACCCUCCGUCACAUCAGCAAGACUCGUCGUACCCAGGGCAAUAUGCUACACAAGCGGAAGUCUAUGCUACGCCAGCAAGAUUGCCUCCUCUUUCGAGUGCAAUUACUGCCCCUUACUAUCCGCGAGCACGCUCGACAUCGCCCACACCUGCUGGUUCCUACGGAGCAAGGUCUUCACGACGCGAUUCGGCUUCCACCCUCGAUUCGUACAUGGAGUCAACCUCGACCGGCGUUUACCAUCAUCACCAACCUACACAACAGGCCCCCCAGCUACGGGUCGAUACCUCUCAACCCAAGCCGUCGUGCUCGAACAAGCGAACUGCAGAAGCUGCCUUCUCUCCCACUUCUGCCUCUUUCGCCAACCUUCCCAGCAAACGACCUAGCUCCAUGAUCUUGCAGAUUCCCGAUUCCAGUUAUAGCACUGGGAUGUCUUCCUCCCACGACUCUGCCGGUGGUCCGCACUCGUACAGUCCACUCGAGAGUCUUUCGAGCUUCGCGAGCAUGAGCCUCGCUAAUGGCGGUGAUGUCAGUCCAGAACGACAGCAGCAAUCGCGGCGACACUCUCAGCACCAGCCCCUUCCGGUCGUACAGCCGCCAUCCCACCACGAACCCAUCGUCCCUUCGACCUUGGUUGCUCCUUAUUCCUAUUCCGUCGAGAAUCAGCGACAGCGAUCUCAACCCCAGGAACUCUACUUUUACACCCUCGCUUCUUCGCCGAUGGACGGCCCGACGCGAUCUCGUUCUCGUAGGGAGCGAAGCCAGGCGAGUGAGGACAUUGAGAUGCCCGCCGAAGCUGAAGAUCACGAGAUGGGCGAAGGAGAUGAGGAAGAGCAGGAGAUCAACGGUCAAAGGUUGCGAACGAGGAAGGGCAAGUUGAUGCGUUGGUACCGUGGAGCCGAGACUCAAUCGACAAACGGGUACUACGCCUACGACUACUCGAGGACUCACAGCGGGUGCCGUCAGCCAUCGACUUCUGGUUACUACGUCAGCGAUAAGUCCGCUGCUCAACCAGAGUAUUCCCCCACAUAUGGCUCGAGUAGUCUCGCCCCUCCACUCGGAAGCCAGAACACUCUCCCCCCUCUGGCACAUCCCGUUCCCCGACCUCAUAUCGGUGUGGUACAGAGUGCGUCCACGAGUCCGAGCGGGAUCUACCUGCGCGAUCUCGGAUACCCCGGCUCUGCUUACCCCCAGCAGCAGCAGCAGCACUCACAGCAGCACCAGCCACAGCCCCCUUCACAACCUCAAUCGGGCUCGUGGUACUCGGCAUCGUACCAUCCCUCACCUGUCCAGUCCAAGUCCGACCUUUACCCGUUGUAUCGCGAUCCCAAACCCGUCACAUACGCAUCAUCAACAACGUCCUCUUCGGCCGCAGCACCAGCAUCCCAUCCGAAUCCUGUCCAUUCCACGUCCGCUGUCCCUGCUCUGCCACACUACCACGAUAACAUCUGGGCCAAGCCCCCUGCUGUCGUCUCGCUCGCUGUGCGUCGCCAACAGGAGCUUCUUGACGAGGACGGGAGGAGUGAUGUGGGCAGUGACGAGUAUGUGAAUGGCGGUGAAGGCAGUGGAUCACGGUCUGCGGGGAGCAAUGCGUGCUGCGCUCCUGCCAGUGGUGUGUACUAUGGAUCUACGACUACGGCGACAACGCGUUCCUCGUCCGAGGCUGUACCGCCACCACCGGGGCAGGCGCAGACACAGGUACAGGAGAGUGCUGUGCCUACUGCACCUUUCGCGAAUGCGGGUCCUGCGGGUGUGCAUGUUCCGUUUACGGAUUAUUCGGGGUACGGUGGGAGGGGGCAUGGGGGGUAUUCGUAUGGGUAUCCUCCUCAGCCUCAGGGGUAUGGAGUGGGCAGCCUGCGGUGCAUCAUCAACCGCCGCAGCACCCACACCAGCCGCCGACGGUUCAAAACCACCAACCUCGGUAUGGCGAUGAUUGGUCUCGAGGUCAUCGUGAAUAUUGAUUUUGCUAUGAUGUUCAAGUUCUUUUUGAUUUGUUCACGAUGA
Molecule: messenger RNA, 2922 nt
Organism: Coprinopsis cinerea okayama7#130
Lineage: Eukaryota; Fungi; Basidiomycota; Agaricomycetes; Agaricales; Psathyrellaceae
Exons: 6
Coding region: 1-2922 (973 amino acids)
Biological process (GO): regulation of cyclin-dependent protein serine/threonine kinase activity
Cellular component (GO): nucleus; cyclin-dependent protein kinase holoenzyme complex
Molecular function (GO): protein kinase binding; cyclin-dependent protein serine/threonine kinase regulator activity
Source: RefSeq, a predicted model, not a curated record